GUGUCACCUUUGAGCGCGUCUUGAUGUCCUUGAGAUCACGAUAAUUACUGUCGUCCAAUCAAACACCAGAAAUGUUUGUUAGUUUGUCAGCUGGAGCAUUGUUUUAUGCAUCUGGUAAAGUCGUGCAUGGUUUUGGAAGAGGAUCAAAACAGCUGGGAAUUCCAACUGCAAAUCUUGAAGAAUCUAUUGUUACUGAAAUACCAGACUCAACUAAAAAUGGCAUUUACUUCGGAUGGGCUAAAUUGAGCAACACUCCAGUGUAUAAAAUGGUGAUGAGUAUUGGAUGGAAUCCUUAUUUUAAAAAUAUCAAACGUUCUGUGGAAGUCCAUAUACUCCAUAGAUUUGAGGAGAAUUUCUAUGGUGACACAAUUGAGGUAAUUGCUGUUAAGUACUUCAGACCUGAAUAUGACUUUCCAAGCAUUGCGGAUUUAAUUAAACAAAUACAUACAGAUAUAUGUGAAGCUAAUUUAUUCCUUGAUAAAUCAGAAGCUUUGGUCUGGAGUAAACAUGAUUUGUUCAAUGAAAAAAGAUCGAUGAUCAACUACAAAUGUACUUAACAGAAACACAUUCAUUAUAUCUUCUUCUAUAGUAACUAAUCUAUUGUAUAUAGAAUAGAUUUAUGCGCGGAUAUGUAAAUGAUAGUUGAUGAUGGUGUGAAAUGAGAUCAACCCCAUUUUGACUAAUUUGAUUUUUUAUAUAUUUUUCUUAUUAUUAUCAUUAUUGUUCUGGCACGUUUUAACUUGAAUAGAACUGUAUUAUGGUUUAAUAAUUUAGUUGUAUUAUCCAUAUAUCUAUCGGUUAACAAGCAAUCGCCAAUGAUGUAUGAUACAUAUACAUAUACUAGCCAAUUCUCUGAGUUGUUUUCCGACAUUUCUAGAUUAGAAAGGGCAAAGAACAGUGUAGGAAGUGUUAUUAAUAAUCUGUCAGUACUUAUAUUUCUCAUGUAUUUAUUUAUGUGUAGUUAAGGCGAUCUAAAUAAUACCAAAAUCUGUUUUGAAAUAUGAAUUAGUGAAGGAUCUAUUUGCCCAUAUAAUGUCUUAUUCUCAUAUUUGUAUAUUUGCUGUGUAACUUUGAUACACCCCAUGUUCUAGGCUUAGUAGUCUAUUUAUAAAUAUGCUUAUUGGUCAAUUGAAUAAUUGUGAUAUGUGCAACAUUCCUGGCUGUUGAGUCCAGAACAUCAACCUCAGCUUCCGCAAUACGAAUAGUGUAUUUCAAGCAUACUGGGUUCAUGUACAAGCCAAACAGACCACAUCGUACCAUAAAAUAGAAAUACAAAAUCUAGCCAAGUGUGGAUGUGAAUGUGGGGGACUGUAAUUAGUAGACUGGGUAUAACUCAAGAGUGGUAAAUCGUAUAGUAAUAGUCUGUGGGUCGAAAUAAAGCUCAUAAUAAGAGAAACAUGAAUAUGCGUAGUUUAGUUACUUAACAAUUAUACAAUAAAAAAUAUAUGUAUAGUUAUUAGUCCAGAAAUAGAUCGCAACAGUUACCAUUUAUUAUUCUCACUGGGAUAUAAUAGAUACUUAGCACAAUCAGUCCUGUGUGGUAGUGAAAGUAAAGUAUGAUUAGUCGUUGAGUUUGGGCAAACAACUACAGUCUACGGAUUAUUUAAUAUGUGAUUUUCCUUCCUGUCAUUGAUUUCUAC
Messenger RNA from Schistosoma haematobium, 1640 nucleotides. RefSeq lists its product as uncharacterized. The transcript is spliced from 5 exons. The record is from RefSeq and is a predicted model, not a curated record. Gene Ontology annotation, biological process: riboflavin biosynthetic process; FMN biosynthetic process. NCBI's taxonomy places the organism in Eukaryota, Metazoa, Platyhelminthes, Trematoda, Strigeidida, Schistosomatidae. Gene Ontology annotation, molecular function: riboflavin kinase activity. Bases 72 to 557 code for a protein of 161 amino acids.